AGUUGAUCAGCACCGGCUUUGAGGAGAGCGAACAUCACCAUCAAUCUACACGUCCCGACCAGCUGGUUAACGUCUGUUAGCCCUUUAUGAAGUGAGACAACCAGUGUGAAGCUAGUCAACAGACGUAUCAUAAGGAGAGAUGUAUCAACUUCCAGUGAAUAACCUUACAAGGAUCAGGAGAGCGAGGAAACAAGUGAAAAAAGCACUUGGCGACAUUGGACUGGAGUACUGCAAGGAGGCAGUGGAGGAGUUCAAAGAGUUUUGCCCGAAUGAACAAUUUGUACAGGGCAGUCUUUGCCUUGAUAUCUGCGCAUGGGAUCCAUCAUACUCUAAAACACAGGAAUACAGAUCAAAGCCAUUUUGCUGCACAGAGUGUCCAUUUUCUUCCAAAUACUACUCUGGCUACAAGAAUCACUUCCGCAAUGUACACAGGAAAAUCUUUGACAGUAAAAUUCUGCUCAACUGUCCAUACUGCACGUUCACCGCAAGCAAGAGAACUUUGGAGACUCAUGUUAAAAUAUUCCACAUACCCAGUUCAGCACGGCAGAAUUAUGGUAACUCACAGGGAACUGCACUGGGAAAGAACGACAAAGCAUAUCUUGAUAGGGUCAGACAGGGAGAUGGUGUGGAAAAAGCAAUGUACUUUUGUAAAAAGUGCACGUUCCGGGACACACUCUACAAUGUUGUGAGAAGGCACAUCUACAGGGAACAUUUUCAGCAUAUUGUCUCACCAUAUCUUGGUAUGGUUUCUGAAGCAUCUGUCAAAAAUGGUGCUAAUUCUGUCAAUGGCAACAACAUCCUCUGUAAACGCUGCCAGUUUUCCACUCGUAGCUAUGAAGCUUUAGUGCAGCAUGUUGUAGAGUACCACGAGCGCAUUGGUGCUCAAGUAACCACCAUGAUUGGACAUGCUAAUAUUAUUGUCGCCAGGCCUCAGUCCUUGGCAGUCGCUUCGCCGAAGGCCCCUAUGAUUGUUCGGGGCCACACACUCAGAACGGACCAAAUAGCACAACCAGUAAUUGGCUAUUUAAAGCCAGUGGCCUCUGUUGUUAAAAACCAGUCCUCCAUCGCAGCCAGUAAGGUGCGCAUCACAGUUCCUGGUAAUAGCACUGUGGCUGAAAAUAAUGCUGCAGGUGUAAACACAGCGCAGACACAGAAGUGGAAGAUAUGUACAGUUUGCAAUGAGCUUUUUCCUGAAAACCUCUAUAAUGCUCAUUUUGAGAAUGCACACAAGGCAAAGAAAGUGUGGGCACUGGCCAAGUACAUCAUGAAAAUCCACAACUUCACCAGCAAGUGCUUGCUUUGCAACCGUUAUCUGCCCAGCGAUACACUGCUUAACCACAUGCUAAUCCACGGGCUCACCUGUCCACAGUGCCACUCAGCUUUCCACAAUGUUGAGAAAAUCAUCGAGCAUGUCGCCCAGGCUCAUCCUGAUGACUUUGUUGGACCCCCUGGUGCAUCACCUCUAACCUUUGAUCUCACCAUUAAACAAGAUAAGUCCAUAAACGUGCAGCUUGUUGUGCUCACCUUCAACAUGAAGGAAUCGAUCAAUGGUCAAGAUCAGUCAGCACCUACUCAGUAUAGUGUUCCACCUCUGGCCAAGCUUACCACUCCCAGAAUGAUUGAAAAGAAAAGUGAACCACUUGCUCGAAGUUUCCCCGCCCUGACUAAGAAGACUGAGGUUGGGAAGACUCUGUGUCCGCUCUGUUUUACCAUCCUCAAAGGUCCCAUCUCCGAUGCUUUGGCCAUGCAUCUGAGGGAACGACACCAAGUGCUCCAAACAAUGCAUCCUGUUGAAAAAAAGAUGACAUACAAGUGCAUACAUUGCCUGGGAGUGUACACCAGUAACAUGGUGGCCUCCACAAUCACGCUGCAUCUUGUGCAGUGCAGAGCUGUCGGUAGGAACCAGGCAAGCCAAGGCUUCAAGUCAGCUUUGACUCUCAACUCAUCUGGAGCUGGCUUCCUCAAAAGGCAGCCACCAACGCAGGCAACGUUCGAUCCCAAGAAGAUGAAAUUAAGCAUGGAGUCAAAUAUUUCCUCCACAACCGUUGGAAGUCAGUCAGAAACUGAUGACCUUGCUCUGGAUCCUAGAAGCUUCGAGCACAAGACGUAUGAGGCCAGGAAAGAUUUCCUGACGGCCUACUUCAACCGGCGACCAUACCUUUCUGCUCGAGAAGAGGAGACGCUAUCUGCAAGUCUGUGGCUCUGGAAAUCUGACAUUUCUAGUCACUUUGCAACCAAGCGAAGGAUGUGCGAGAGACAUUGUGAGACCAAGAAGCUGUCUGUGCUGCUCGGAUUUGACAUGCACGCCAUAAAUAAAGUUAAGCAUGACUUGGUCUUUGUGGAGAGCAAGAUUGGUGUCACCUCAACGGGAAGAUCUGGAGGCCUCAAGUCGGGUACUCCAAGCAUAGACCAAAACAAGCAGGGUGAGACACUAAACUGUACCUUAAAACUCAGCACAUGCACAGAGACCAUUUCUAUUGACUCAGACAGUGAAACAGAAACAGUGGAUAAACCUACUGAGAAUGGAAAUGUUGACACAAACCAAGACGAGAAUGUAAAAUGUGAGGAGCCAGAAAACCCGACAGAAGAGGCAGAACCUUUGAAUACUGACGAUCCCUCUAGCGAGAAGGACAGCUCUUUGCAAGAUGGGAAAGCAAAUCCUAUGAUGACUUUGUGUUAGUGUUCCUGCUCAGCGGUGUGCCUUGGUUGAGCAACGGUGCAUAAUUUAAGACAAAAAAAGGGUCUAAAGUCAGUUAUGAAUCACGAAUAUUUGGUCAAAUGGCAUGGGUGACUAAAACUGAAAUUCCAGAUUUUAACCACGUUACCAGUGUUGGAAAGAAAGAAAAAAAAAAAUCACACUAUAGUGCAUAAAUAUACGGCAUAUAUAAGUGACAUUGUAUAUAUUUUAGCCAUUCUUCUUUUGAUAGUUUCUUCAUGCAAUCUGUGUUAUUCACUUUACAGUCACAGGAUUUAUUAAAUGAUUAUGCCAACUUCCUCACUUACAUAGUUGUUGUUUUUUCUCAACUGUGACAAGAAACUGUAUAAUGUUGUCAUUUCACAUUUAGAACGUGUAGGAUAUGCUAAUUGCUUAUGUACAUGUUUUAAUAAAUAUGUUUUGUUUAAUAAAAACAUUUCAGUCUGUUA
Messenger RNA from Cottoperca gobio, 3144 nucleotides. It is a transcript of the gene adnpa, whose product is annotated as activity-dependent neuroprotector homeobox a. Gene Ontology annotation, molecular function: DNA binding. The transcript is spliced from 4 exons. The record is from RefSeq and is a predicted model, not a curated record. Bases 140 to 2680 code for a protein of 846 amino acids. Gene Ontology annotation, biological process: regulation of gene expression. Gene Ontology annotation, cellular component: nucleus. NCBI's taxonomy places the organism in Eukaryota, Metazoa, Chordata, Actinopteri, Perciformes, Bovichtidae.